CGUCUGCAGCCCUGGAUGCCCUGCGGGAGAUCCGUCUGGACAGGCUGACCGCUGAGCAGUGGCAGCAGGCCAACCUGACCACGGCGCUGUUUCAUGGACAGCCUCAGACCUUUCCUGCCCUUCGCCUCAACGCAGCUCUUGAGCUGCGUCAUCGACAACCUCAGCUGUGGCACCUACCAGUACAUGGUGAGUGUAUUCAGCCAUGGAUUUGAUCUCAUGGAUGAGAGUCACAGAGAGAGGAUUCUGGAAGAUUUCAUCAAGGUGUACCUGACCAACAACUCAGCAUGCCUCUCCAAUGACAGUGUGGAAUGGCUACAGACAAACCUUGGGCAAUUCUCAGGCCUUUUGAGCAUUGGUGAUCUGCUCCAACUCAACAUGAACUUCCGUCCCCUGUCAGCCCUUGCAGUCCUGUCUCCCCGUCAGAUAGCGGAGCUGAUGGUUCGUCCUUUCCCUGGUCUCCCAGGACAGGCUGAAGUCAUCAACGCCGUCUUUGACCACUUGACUGCAAAUGGACAGAAACUUCCAGAAGUCCUUCGUCCUCUGGUCACACUUUCCGAAGAGGUCAUGUUACCGUGUGGAGCCUAUGAAGCACUUUUUGAGCGGCUGUAUCACAUCCUGCCCUACGAACCUCGGGGGGUUGAACCUCUCGUUUGGGCCACCAUAGACGACCUGAUGCAAACAUCACCCAGAGACUGCAUACCUGUGGACCUGACUUGUCCCAUCACACCAUUUAACGACUCUGGAGUAUGUGCAGGCAUUGAUAGCUCUGCCCUUCAGAGUCACCUGGCAGCUGGAAUGAUCAUGUGCAACUACAGUGUGGAGCAGUAUGCCUGUGCCCAGCUGGGAGGGUUGAGUGCGGCAGACCUAGUCUCAGUGGUGCAGUGCCAGCUGUCCAAGGACGUGGUCCAGUCCAAGGAGUCGUGGAAGGUGCUGCUCACCAAGGCCUCAGCAGUUCUGGACGAGGCACUGGCCAUGCUGCCGAACAUGUCCUUCAGCGGUCCGUCAGUUCCUCUGGUCCUGGACGUGAUCAGAGAGAUGCGCAUCGACCUGCUGGACCCACCCGAGCUGCAGGACGUUGGCGUGGUCUCCGCCUGGUUCGGUCAACGCCUGCGGCCCUUCCUGCCCUCUGCCUCCAGCAUCUUCCUGCACUGCGUCAGCAGCAGGAAACUCAGCUGCGCCACCUACCAGCACGUGCUGGAGCAGUUCGGCCAUCACUUCGGUUCCAUGGAGAAGAGCCGUGCAAUGAUGGUGCUGAAAUAUUACAUCCGCCCCUUCCUGUCUAACUCAACAGCAGCGUGUGCCACGAACAAUAGCGCAGUGUGGUUGCAAGAGAACUUCGGGCCUUUCUCCGUGUUCGUCCCUGUCGCCGAGCUGGUCUCCUUCAACCCGCAGUUCAACCCGUUGGCCGUGGUGGAGGUCCUCUCCCCUGAGCAGACAGCUGAGUUGAUGGUGCUGGCCACACCUGGCCUUCCUGACAGACAGCAGGUCAUCGACAGCGUCUUCGACUACCUGCUGGCCGCACCCAUGCAGAACGGCCUGCCCCAGGUCCUCCAGAACCUGGCCACCCUCGUCGCCACGGUACCCUUGGAUUGUAGCUCCUACCAGACCAUUUUCAAGAGACUUAAUGGUGUUCUGACAUCAUCACCUGGCGCGCUGGAGCCAGUGAUCUGGGAGAGCAUUUAUGACCUCUCGGCAACAGCUCCAGCAGAUUGCCCACUGCUCAUGGCCAGUGACAAGUGUCCCAUCACCCCACACAAUGAAUCUGUGGUGUGCAAUGGAGUGAACAGCACACUUGUCCAGCAGUCUUUGGACAUGGGAAACGUGGACGUGUGUGGCUUCAGCAUCUCAGAGCUCGCAUGCGCUCAGUGGUCGAACAUAUCCGCGGCUCACCUGGUCACCCUGCUCCAGUGUCAGCUCUCCAGCGCUGGGCCCAGAGACGCAUGGAAGCUCCUCCUGACCAAAGCCUCCGCCAGCCUGGACCAGGCCCUGCAAGUCUUCGCCAACCAGACGGAGUCCAUUCAGAGUCCUUCCGUUCCGGUGGUUCUGGACGUCAUCCGAGAGGUCCAGUUGGACCGAUUCCGACCGGAGGAGUUGCAAGACGGUAACUUCAUGUCAGAGUGGUUCAUGGGACGGCUGCGGCCCUUCCUCUCCUCGGCGUCGCUAGGGUUCCUGAGCUGCAUCAGCAGCAAGAACCUCAGCUGCUCGUCCUAUCAGCGUGUACUCCAGGCCUUCAGUACGCAGCUGCCCCACAUGAGCCCUGCCCAGACGGACGCCAUCUUCUCGGACUUCAUCACACCCUUCCUGUCCAGGACCUCAGCUUGCGUCUCCAACAACAGUGCCAUAUGGCUUCAGAGCAACUUGGGGCCGUUUUCUGUCCUGGCAAACACGUCUGUUCUGCUUCAACUCAAUGACCUCUUCAAGCCGUUGGAGGCGCUGGCCGUCCUCUCCCCUGGUCAGGUGGCGGAGCUGAUGGUGGCACCCCUGCCUGGACUCACCGAUAAAGAGGUCGUCAUAAACACGGUGUUCGACUACCUGGCUGCAGCGCCUGCGGACCAUAAGCUUCCGGAUGUCCUCCAGAGCCUCAUCACGCUUUCUGCACAAGCGGGAGUCAUCCCCUGCUCCUCCUACAAAGUCAUGUUUAACCGGAUGGAUCAGCUCAUCCCCGUGGUGACUGUAGCCCUGGAGACGGCCAUCGCCGCCGCCAAGACCACCCUCCUCACCAGAGUCCCACCAGGUUGUGUUAUCUACAGUGGAGAGUGCAAUGUCACUCCGAUUGAUGAGACGGCAAUCUGCCUCAAUAUCAACAGCACUGCAUUACAGCUUCACCUGGACAACAAGCAAGGGUCCAGCUCUCUGUGUGGCUUCAGCAUGGCACAGUACGCAUGCGCACAGCUGUCCACUUUGACGGCUCAAGACCUGGUGACAUUGUUAACCUGCAAAACGAGUGAGGAUCAUCCCAAAGCGACCUGGAAGCUUUUCAUCACCAAAGUCAAUCCCAUCCUGGGUCAUGCCCUCGACCUCUUCAACAGCACGAAGCUCACUGCCAGUCCCGCCGUCUCGAACGUCCUGGACGCAAUCGGCGAGGUCACCUUCAGCAGUUUCAGUGCUGACCACGUGCGGGACGUCGCGUAUGUGAACCGCUGGUUCGGGAUGCGCCUGAGGCCCUUCCUGUCCUCCGUCACCCCAUCCUUCCUCUCCUGCUUGGCCACCAAGGACUUCAGCUGCCAGACCUACCAGAAUGUUGUGCAGGCCAUGGGGCAGGUGUACGGAGAAAUGCUCAACUCUACUCUGGUCUACACGGACUUCAUCGAGGUCUUCCUCAACAAGUCAGCCUGUACCGAUGGCGUUGCAAACAGUGCUGACUGGCUGGAGAAGAACUUUGGGCCGUUCUCAGCCACUGCCUCUGUUGUGGACAUGCAGAGACUGCAUGGCAGCUUCAAUCUGAUUGAGGCCCUGUCCCUACUGGACCUGAGGCAGCUGGUGGAGGCCUCCGCCACUCCCGGCCUGCUGACCAGCCCCGCCGACGUCACCGCCCUGCUGGGAUACGUCCCCGACCAGCUGCUGGCCAGCUACUUCGACAUGCUGGCUCCAGCCGCCCAGGGAAAUCCAAUCGCUGCACCCCUCCGUUCAGUCAUGCUGCAGCAGGUGUUCAACCGUGCCAAGUUGUCGGAGUCGUCCGUGCCCGACACUGAGGUGCUGGUGUGGCUAAACGACCGCAUGACGUUCCUGUUGCCCAAUCUCUCGCCCAGCCAUGUGGCACCGUACUUCGACAUCAUUAGAGUGCGACAGUGCAACACCAGCCAGCAGGCUGUGGCCCUUCUGAACGGUACCUUGGCCACGCUUGAGGAUGACACUCAGACCCAGGUGUCCGGCCAAAUCAUAUCGUUACUCACAGAGCCCUCCCCUCUGCGUUGCUAUGGCAGCGGAAGCUUCUACUCCUUCCUGGAGACGUCCUUCAUGGGCUUCCAGUUCCCUAUCCUGACCACCUUCCUCUCACUCAUGCCAGCCAGCCGCAGGACAGAGCUGAUGAACUCCAUCCCACCAGCCCACCUGGGCAGCUUCCUGCGCAGGCCGGGCGCUGUGGACGACAUGGGCAAACUCUGCCAGGUCUUUGAUGGCUACACUGAGACACUGCAGUUCCUGGAAACGGAGAAGGUUCCGGAGAUGGUCCAGCCAUACGUCCUGCCUUGUGUGUGGCCCCGGGCCCUGGUCGCUGACUCUGCUGAGGUUGACCGCUGGUUCGGCGCCGGACUGAGCUCCUAUCUCCGCUUCCUCAACAAAGACCUCAUCAGCUACGCCACGCUCCAGAACUCAAACUGUCUGGCCUUCAGGAAGUUUGUUGCUGUGGCAGGAAACCUUAACUACAGCUCCGCUGCCUUCACCCAACGGGAUGUGUACUCAACAAUACAGAGCUACCUCUCCAUAGCCCCAACACCAAGGUGCUACAACACGUCUGUUCCUGACCUGGCCUCCACCGCCUGGUUCGCCAACUACAUCAACAUCUUCAUCACAUUCAUCUCCCUGGAGGAUCUCGGCGCUUACGGAGGCACAAGUCUCCAACCCUUCACCACCAACCUGGCGAACCUCCAGCUGUUCAACCAAACCUCCCUGCCGCAGAGCGUCACCACCUUCUACGUGGAGUUGCUGUACUUGCAGAACCCCACCUUCAACGCUAUCCAUCUCCCUCUUGCGUUCCGCUGUGCGGCCCCUGCCAUGGGCUUCUCCAAUCUGACUCUGGGCGAGACCAUGGCCAUCACCUCCAUCCUCUACGACUCCUGCAGCAAUAUUGACGAUGACGUAUGUGUUCCCCUUCAUUUUCAUGUUUCUGUGAGAGAAAGAUAG
Molecule: messenger RNA, 4842 nt
Organism: Alosa alosa (allis shad)
Lineage: Eukaryota; Metazoa; Chordata; Actinopteri; Clupeiformes; Clupeidae
Gene: mslnb
Product: mesothelin b
Exons: 46
Coding region: 94-4842 (1582 amino acids)
Source: RefSeq, a predicted model, not a curated record